Scedosporium apiospermum is the source of this 2820-nucleotide messenger RNA. RefSeq lists its product as uncharacterized. NCBI's taxonomy places the organism in Eukaryota, Fungi, Ascomycota, Sordariomycetes, Microascales, Microascaceae. The transcript has 4 exons. The record is from RefSeq and is a predicted model, not a curated record. The coding region runs from base 1 to 2820 and encodes 939 amino acids. Gene Ontology annotation, molecular function: protein binding.
AUGGCCAACUACUAUAACCCCCAAGGGCGUGACGCCCAUGGUGCUACUCAACAGCAGUAUGCUCCGCAGCACCCCCAUUCAUCAAACCCUCCUAGAACAGACUCUUUAGAACCUCCGCAGCUCGGCGCAACCUUCGUCCCAGGCGGCUUCGACGACUACUACAUGCCCGAAGUUUAUGCGCCCUCCCCGCAGAGGAUCAUGCCUGAAGUUCCUCAGAAUAUGCAAGACGACAUCCAGCGACUGGAGUCGGGCGCGAGAUCGGCCGAGUUCCACACCGUCGGCGAACCGACCCAGACUUCCACGCUCCCCGGUGGUGGCUACACAUCACCACCUCCUGCCGCUGCCCCUCCAGCCUUGACCACCCUUCCGGCUGCUCCGGCAAAGGCCACCCCCGACCACCCUCCCAGCCUGCCUAAACCGAGCACCAUAUCAAGCGAUGCGCCCACUUUCUCCCCAUUCCCAAAGGUCAAAGGCGACGGGAUUCCCCCGAGCUUCGAGGAAAUCGAGCAGACUCUUUGGGACAACCGAGAGCACACACUCCACUCGAAUAACGUCACACUACAGUUGGAGUGGGCCAAGCAGGUGCUCUCGUGGGUUGAGGUCAUCAUGGAGGAACAGGAUCGAGAACUCGACGGGAAACCCCGACCUCCUACGCCUAAUGCCGAACACCAAAUGCGCAUAGACGCCCUCACCAUCAUCAACCAUCUUGCUGGACAGGAACACCCCGACGCCCUCUUCCUGCGAUCCAAGUGGCUAGAGUUUGGCAAGUUCGGCCACCGCAUCGACAAGAGAGAAGCCUACAAUGGCUAUAAACGCGCUGCUGAGCUGGGCAUGGGGAGGGCCGAAUAUCGGAUGGGCAUGCUAUUCGAGGCUUCCAACGACAUGAGGAACGCCAUCCAGCACUACCAGCGCGGCCUAGAUCUAGGAGAUUCCGCUGCCUCCUACCGACUCGGUAUGAUGAGCUUGAUGGGACAGCAUGGCCAGAUCAAGGACUACCACCACGGCCUAAGUCUCAUCGAGGCCGCCGCCGAUUCUGCCGACGAGGACGCACCCCAGGGUGCUUACGUCUACGGCCUACUAAUUGCCAGAGAACUGCCGGACAUCACAAUUCCCGAAGGUCUUCUCCCUUACCAGCUUCCCCUCGCGAAGCGCUACAUUGAGAAGGCUGCACUCCUUGGCUUCGCAAAGGCUCAGCUGAAGAUGGGCCAAGCCUAUGAGCUUUGCCAGCUAGGAUGCGACUUCAACCCCUCCUUCUCUCUACAUUAUUACGGGCUAGCCGCCAAGCAAGGCCAGGCGGAAGCUGCAUUGGGCGUAAGCCGGUGGUUCCUAUUCGGAUACGAAGGCUUCUUCAAUAAAAACGAGCAGCUAGCCUUCAAAUACGCCAAGCAGGCGGCCGACGGGAAGCUAGCCACCGGCGAGUUUGCCAUGGGCUACUACAAUGAGAUCGGUAUCCACGUAGCUAAAGAUGUCCGCGAAGCAAAGAGAUGGUACGAGCUCGCCGCCGAGCACGGCAACAAGGACGCCCUCGGACGUCUCGAGUCGCUGAACGAACAAAAGACAUUGACGAAGCAUGACCACGAGACUACGACCCUGACCCGAAUCAAGUCGCAACACGGUUCAAUGCGUGGAAAGCGGCCCGAACGCUUCGCCAAGAAGGCGUCUGCAAUGCCCUCCGUAUCUGAGGGCGACGCCGAGCAGCCGCAGCCCGGCGUUUCGCCGAGGGUUUCACCCGGCAUGCCUCCGACUGGGAAUGCUGGUGGAACCGACGUGCCCGAUGUGUCUCGCCUCUCCAUAAAAGAUGCUCGCCAACCUGCUUUCGCUCUCAACGUCGAAGGAGCCUCGGAUAAACCCAAACCCUCGGCACCCUAUCCCGAGGACGAUAGGCCCCCGCCACUCAAUCUCGCCAGGGCUCAAUCGGCCGCACCCUACCCAGAAGAUGAUACCGCUCGGCCGCCACUCUCUCCUCACUUCGACCCCAAGAUUCGCCCCUCCCAGGGCCCCACAGCAGACCGGCCUAUGAGUGCGUUUGGCAUUCGGCCGCUCAGUCCUGGCGCGCCAGGAGGGCGACCGCCACAGGCCAAUCUCGGCCCCGGCGGCGACCAACGGGGCCGACUCAGCGGCGCCGGGUGGGAGCCUCAGGUGCCAAAUGAUUAUAGACAAGCAAGUCCCGGGCCACAACCCAUGGGCGAUUACAGACGCGACCCUUACCGCCAGGACUUGCCUCGGCCGGCGACCACCCAGCCUUACGACGGACGCCAAGGUGGCCCAGGUGCAAAUCCCGCUCAGAACCGCCUCCAGAAGCCCUACCCGCAGGGUCAGCGGCCGGUAAGUUCCAUGGCCGGUAACCAGUAUCCUGGCCCUCAAGGCCCCCGCGAACCCGCGCAACCUGGCCGGGACUUUGGCCCGAGAACGUCAUCUCGACCCAGCCUUCCCGGCCAACCCCAGUUACAUCGGCCCGUAUCGGAGGCCUACCCGUCGUACGGACGAGGGGGCCCGGGCCCGAACCCGGCUGGCCGUCCCGAUCGGUUCGACUCGCUACCUGCCCACCCCUCUCCCCAGCAAACCCAUGGUGGCCCGCGCCCCGUGAGUCAUAUCGACCGGCCUCGGCCUUUAGACGACGGCCCAGGCCGUGUUGGCAGCGCGCCUCCAGUCCAACAGCGCCCGCAACAGCAACAACAAAGGCCUAGUUCGCCUGCAGCCUCGACGGCAUCGGCACCUCCUCGCCCUACCGGACAGGGACCGGCGACGUUCGAGGAGAUGGGGAUUCCGCAAGGCAAGAACGAAGGCGACUGCUUGGAAAUGCAGCUCGGUGGGAUGUAA